Messenger RNA from Darwinula stevensoni, 1648 nucleotides. The record is from the annotation of a GenBank genome assembly. Lineage: Eukaryota; Metazoa; Arthropoda; Ostracoda; Podocopida; Darwinulidae.
AUGAAGACCUCCGGCAUUUCGUGGAGGCAAUUGGACGGGCUGGCAUUCCUUCCAGAAGCCGAAGUAGAAGAAGGGAUGCGUCACCUCAGAGAAGAGGCACCUCCAGAAGCGGCAUCUACAGAGGCGGCACCUCCAGAAGAGGCACCUCCAAAAGAGGCACCUCCAGAAGAGGCACCUCCAGAAGCGGCACCUCCAGAAGCGGCACCUCCAGAAGAGGAACCUCCAGAAGCGGAGGACUUGGUGUCAUAUUUUGACGCAACUUACGUCAGUGGGAACGUACGCCGGAUUCCACAACCAGGAGGUUUGCGGGUGCGCCUUCGACGGACCCCAGCGUUGUUCCCACCCGAAACAUGGAACCAACACGAAGCUACUUUUCAUGGAAAGAGUAGAACUAAUAAUCAUUCUGAGGCAUGGAACCUGCGAUUGCAGACACUUAUUGGACAUAGCCACCCUAGAGUAUGGAAGCUGAUAGAUGUCCUGCAGUCUAUCCUCGCAACCAAGAUCACGUUGGUUGCAAAAACCGAUGCUGGAGAUCCCCCAAAGAAGAAGAGGAAGAGAGUAUAUUUGCAACUUCAGGAACUCGAAGAGAUGGCAGGGUUCUCGCUCGAGUUUAUCGUGACGGCAGCCUUCCUAUUCGGGGUCGGCCGGGGAGCGACGAACCAGACCGAUACCAAAUGGGCCAGAACGGAGGCAUUGGGAAUGAACGGACGAGUCUGGCUGCAGUGGACCCCCAGGGUCGGGGACGGGGACAUCGAGUUCUUCUUCGUUGCUCCAAGCACGGGAUGGAUCGGAAUGGGUUUCUCCCCCAACGGCGAAAUGAAUGGGGCCGACAUAGUCAUCGGAGGAGUCAGGAACGGAUCUCCAUAUUUUAACGAUCGUUACUCCGCUUCGAACACCCUUCCUGUCGUGGACAAGCAGCAGAAUUACCAAUUGAUCAGCGGGGCGGAGAACGGGACCCACACCUGGCUUCGUUUCUCUCGCAAGAUCGACACCACGGAUGCGUCGCAGGAUUAUCAGAUCACGAAUAAGCCGGUGGAGGUGAUUUGGGCGUAUGGAGAUAAAGACCCUGGGACCGGGGAGGAACCGGCUUAUCACGGGCGCCAGCGAGGGGGACGCACCUUGUCCCUCCUCGAUGCGACUGGGAAUGUCGGUACGACUUCUUCGCCGCCGAAGGGCGGAAGGAAAGCAAAGCAUUCGUCGGAGGAAUCGUCGAACGAUUCGUCGGAGGAGGGCAGAGGUUGACCUCCCGGAGCCUCAUCGAUGGAGGGAGGUCACGCCGUCGCUUCGUUCCCGAGCCGCGUCCUUUAUUACAGGUCUCACUUGCUUUCACUGAAUGCAUUUUCGCCGAUCCUCGGUCACGACUUCACGCUGGCAUUUUUCGUCUCCCUCGACUCCGUCACGAAUGAAGUUGCACGUUCCGAUCGAACACUUCCCGGCAAAGUUUUCUUUCUGGGAAAUGAAACACCUGCUGGAGAAUUCAGAUUACCGACCGAUCACACGCACGAACGUUUCCCAAAAGACAACCGGAGAAAAUUGUCGAAAUAUAAUCGAAUUCGAGAUAUGAGGUCACGGUCGGCAUGCCAAGCAUCGGUUUAUGAGCCCACCGAUGAUUCUUGGCACGUGCGAUUAAGGUUGAGGAAAAUGGGAU